AGAGCUAAGGUACUACUACUAUUGGUUUAGUAUCAAAUUAGCAUAGAAAAACUAUUGUAUCAUAAUCAAAUGCUGUUAGGGCAAGGAUAGUUAGGCCUUUAAGACUCUUUGAAUUUUAUAAAUUUAAUAUGUUUACAAAUUGCUUUAUUCUGUUCAGUAUUUAUAUAAUAUAUAUAAAUAUUAUCUGAAGUUUAGUUUUUGUACCACGUUUCUGAAGUUUCGUUCAAAAAUUUCCCAUUGCCGGAAAAACUACGCAGUCCAGAGCUUUAUAAAAAUAUUUUUUAAGAAGGAAUUCAUUAUUAUAAUUAUCACAAAAAUAUUGUACAUCUCAAAAGAUAUAGAAUAUAAAGUUUAAAAAAAGGCCCUAAAAGAUGCUAAUUUUAACACUAUUUUUAUUUAAUAAAGAAGACCAAAAAAGUUAAAGCCGCGAAAACAAUAUUGUACACCUCAAAUAUAAUUACGAAAACGUUAAUAAAUCGAGUUGUCACCUUUUUUUGCAGAAAUUAUUUAUUAAACCCAGUACAUUUUGAAAAACAAUAAAAAAGGCUUACACUUUUUUUGUUAAUGUCUUCAAGUAUUGUAGUCUACAACAAACAGGAUUUCCCAUUAUUGAAACUAUUAAAUUGGUAUAACUGUUUACUAACCAAAUCCAAACUUUUCUUCUUUGAGUUAUUAAUUUAAAUUACAUUUUUGUUGAUCAAAAUUGUCCUCUAUCAAUAAUAUUUGUACUCAUGCACGGUUUCUUGUCCCUUCUUUAAUUUGGCAGUCAGAGUAUUAUUUAUUUAAUUUUAUACAAUUCUUGAAAGCUGACUGCCACUGUGUUUUUGAACACAAUUGCAGGCUAGUUGAAUGCCCUUAAUGUUCAGUACUCUACAUUUUCAUGUAAACGUAUGCCUUAGCUGGGUUCUCUUCCAUUCCAAUUGGAACCAGAUAUUUACACAUCGAUCGAUAGUUUAAGGCAGAAUCGAUCGACAGCAUUAAAGGGGAAUUCACGGCCAGGCAAAGCAGUAUUUUUAUUAAUUCCAAUCAGAAAGAGAUACAAAUAUUUAGUACGUUAGAUAUAAAAUAUAAAGGGCGAUAUAAAAAUAAAGAUAGGGCGGAUUUAACCAGAUUCAAGUUAGUCACCAGUUGGAGACGGAAGUCUAAUAAUGGCCGUCAGCAGGAGAAGCAAUUGGUCGGUCCAGUCACUGAACAUCACUUCGUACAACAUCAGGGGUCUGGAGGGGAAGCACCUGGACAGAGCAUUUUUAGAGUAUCUCGGUAACUUUGAUAUCUAUAUAUUACUCGAAACCCACACGCUCCCCGAAGCCCCAGCCACCGGAAUCUUCGAGGAACAGCAGCCCGACUUUGAGUUCCUGCAUUGGAAGGAUGCAACGAAGGUGUUCCGACGAGGCAGAGGAAUUGGUGGGUGUAUAGUGGGCAUCAGAAAGUCGCUUAGGGAGCUCGGAAUAACUCAUUCAGUUGCUGAAGCAAAUGGCUUAAAGGUUCUGCAGCUUCGCCUGGGGAGGAGGGAACUGAGCAUAGUUCCACUCUACAUCCAUACUGUGGGCUGGGACGCAGAGUUCGAGCCCGUAAGAAGGGCCUUUAAGAACAGUGAACUCUCGCUCGAGAACGCCAUUGUAAUGGGCGACGUGAAUGUGCGAAUCGGGGAACUUAAACAGGCAGUGGAGCCCUGUCCCUGUGUGGCCAACACAAACGGUCGACUUGCCAACGACAAAAAGAGGGAGAGAGGAGGCAGGUUUCUUUCCUUUUGCGCCCAAAACAAGCUCCAAAUCCUGAAUGGCCUGACCCACGGCGAUUCAGCAGGAAGCUACACCUAUUUCAGUGCUGUGGGCAACUCCACCAUCGACAUUGCCGCAGUAAGCCAGGGUCUCAUGGCGUCGGUGGUGGACUUCAAGGUGGACAAGCCAGAAGUGGGGCAAACCCGCCAUGGGUCCGACCAUUUGCCCAUAUGCCUACAGGUGGACCUUGACUUCCUGCGAAACUGUCAAGCCGCCAGGCGGCCCAGGAUUUUUCCACUCAGUCAGCCAACGAAUAACAAUGUCGUCUUAUUUGAUCCGAAUAUCGAAGUGACCGAUCCAACUUUGGACUGUAAUAUAAGAGCCGAGGAAGUAAUAUUUGUCCUCAGACACAGCUCUUGGCCUGAGUUAUCGAAAAACGCACUGAAAGACAUAAUUGACGGAAUAACACUGCAGUGCAAUGAUCUCUUCAACGAACCGAAUAGAAAGCAAAACCGUCGUUUCGAAUUUGUACUCACCAUCUGAUCUAGCAAAGAUACUACUCAACAUAGUGAGGAGGAGGCUGACCAGGUGGUGCAAGCAAAACCACAUCCUAAGUGAUUGUCAGAUUCGUUUUUCGGGAAAGUCCUCGAAGGUGGACUUUGUUUACAUUUUAAGUACUGCUGCAAAACUGAAGCUGGCCGAAAAGGGAACGAAAGUAUACUCGUAUUUUGUUCACUUCAAAUCGGUACUCCCAGAAAUGCCCAAAAAACUCUUGUGGACAAAACUUCAAAAGCUGGGAGUGUCGUCAAAAAUAGUAAACUAUUUAAGACUCAUGUACAAAAAGGCACAUUACCAAGACGAACUUCUCAAUUACUUUCGAAUCGGCGGUGGAGUUCUCUCGGAACUGAUGUUCACCCUUUAUUUAAACGAUCUUGCCGAGGAAUUAAAGGGAGAACCAGGACUUGUGAUCGAUAAUCGGCAGAUAAGCAUCCUAAUGUUUGCUGACAAAGUCGCCAUUCUUUCUGAAAGCACUAGAGCGCUUCAAGAUAUGAUCAAUCGGCUGGAAAAGUUCUGCAUCAAAUGGGGAAUGGCGGUGGACAUGGAAAAGUCGGAGGUAAUGGUGUUCAGACGGGGCGGUCAGAUUUCUGCAGCGGAAAAAUGGAUUAUCAGAGGAAAACAGAUCAAAACUACUUCCAAGGCCGCCUUUCUCGAUUUUGAGUUUACUUCCUCGCUCUCAAACAGAAAACAAGUGCUCAAAAUGAUUGCUGACGCCAAGAGUCGCCUGGAGGAUUUCAGCACCGACACUGAACCCUGGAUAAGAUUGAUGGAACGUUAUAUGGCUCAAAUUUGGGGAAGUGAGUUGUUUAAGGAGAUCGACAAGCUGCAGGAAAGUUAUGAAAGGAAAACUAGAAAUACCACUAUCUGCAAUAGUACCCAUCUUCAUAGUCUUGCCUUAGACCUCCAGCUGAAAUAUAUUGGAAGUAUAUAUUUUUCACGCAAUCAAAAUUCUGUGGCUCAGUUUCUCAACCUCAAAGUGAUAGAGAACAAUGUUCUGUGGGCACAGAAACUUAGUGCUUUUUGUGAGCCUUUCAAAUUGAAAUGGAAGAGAUUCCUCAACUCUGAACUAGAAUGGAGUAAUUUCUGCUCGAGUCUGCUCACCCGCCUGGAAAAACCUUGAGUCUCCACGCAUUUUUAAACAAGAGUUCUAGUUCAAAUUUUGUUCUACAUAUUUUUUAAGAAAUCGAAACUAUCUGUGGUAACUGCAGGCUUAUAUACCCCAGCAGAUGUAAGAGAAAUGUGUUAGUAAUACACUUUUUUUGUUUAGUUCCCGUUUUUAAAAUUUAUUUAAGUUUUUAAAAGACAACACAUACGAUUAGAGGGAAAAGGUUUUUAUCUAGAUAAAGUGUUUUAGUUCAGUAAAUAAAGACCGCUAUAUUGAUAAAUAUCAGUAAAUAGAGUUUACGCGUCUCUCUUUUAAAACAUCAAAGUCUGAACUUUUCUAUUAAGUUUUGACAUACAUAUGUACAAUGUUCAUCAUAUAUAAAUUCAAAUGUAUCUCCAACUGCGUUGUAAACUUUUAACUAAUAUUUAAAUAUACUUUGAAAGGGGACAAAAUAUUUUUUGUAUAUAAAAAAAUUGUAUAUAACUUUUAUAUGCAUUUAUGUCUGAUUUAAUAAAAAAAAGUAUUUAAUUCAUGCAGCCGUAAAGUUGUAAUUGUUGUAUUUAGACGAAAUAUGUCAAGACAGCGUAAUCCGCAUACUAAGCACUUAUAAGUAUAUAUUACUUUUAAAAGGAGCAUCGGAUUCGAACCUGUGUCAUUUGGCGCGUAUUUUAAACAAAACUGCCACCAGCAGUGCUGCCAAGUUUUGAUCAGAGAAAAGCAGUUUUUGACUUGAUAAAAGAAUAACAAAAAAGAAUUUUUUUUAAUAAUCCGAUUGUUCCCAUGGAAGCUAUAAGAUUUUAAUCAAAUUUAAACCGUAAUUCUAAAAUAAUAAACCUUUAUUAUGACCAACAAACAACAUUAAAAAACCGCAAAGUUAUACUUUUUUAAAUUUGUUUCCCGAUAUAUAUGAUAUAUGAUAUAGUCGUCUGAUUCGGCUCGUUCCGACUAUUUUACUACCUACAACAUGAAGACAACUUUUGGGAAAGUUUCAUGCAGAUAUGUAGUUUUAAAACUUAGAGACUGAUGCUGAUCAAACUGAAAUUACAAUACCUCCUGCAAUAUAUGUGUAUAUAUAUAAGUGAGUAAACUCAAGUUUAAAGAAAGUAAGGGUUUUAGCAUUGUCUAGUGUCGCCACAGGCGGCAGUUUCCUCAGCUGCCCAAAGUUUGUUUUUAAACUUAAGUAUAAAUCUUUCAGAACCUGGGAAUGUGCUUUUCCUAACACAUGUAAAAACAGUAGUGGUCCCGCUUAAAUCACGUUUUGAAAAGCGGGUUGAUCAGAAUUCAGAAAAGUUGUAUUCUUCACCUUACCUUACCUUACAUGCGAAAAAAUAUUAUUUCGACAAAACCCUUUUUGCAGUGCAUAUAAUAAAUUUAAAAAAUUCGAGUUUUUGGAACUGCGAGACCACCUUAAUCGUAAGCUGUGGAUUGUUAUUCUGUUGCAAGAAUCAAAUUACUGCACUUUAUCCUCAGCAUAUAGCAACAUAAUUUCAAACAUUUUUCAAAAAAUAGGCCGGUCCAAUUAAUGGGCUAACACCAAGGUCACACUUUAAGCUACCCUUAAUAAGGUUCUGGAAAAACUUAAUUCGGUUUGCUGAAACUAAACUGUUUGAAGCAGACUUUUGGUACUCAGACUUAUGCCCCGCAAUCUAGGACACACUAUUUCGUCCAUUUAUUUUUAAAUGACUCAGUAUGGAACUAAAACCAAGAAAAAAUACAUUUUGUUAAUUUGCAUUACACUCGCAUGUCCCUAUCUGAACUAUUACAAAACUGUCUGAAAACAAUUUUUUCUCCACCACAACUAAAGCAAAUGAAUGGACGGUAAAGUUGAAAGAGCCGGGAUUGUUUGACUAUGCUUAAAUGACAAAAUAUAAACUGUAUGUCGUUAAUAAAGUUCAUAAAAACUCCAUGAUCGUACCGAAACUAAACACAAAAUACAAAGAUUGGACUAUUCGAA
Messenger RNA from Drosophila gunungcola (fruit fly), 5338 nucleotides. RefSeq lists its product as uncharacterized. The record is from RefSeq and is a predicted model, not a curated record. Gene Ontology annotation, molecular function: catalytic activity. The transcript has 2 exons. NCBI's taxonomy places the organism in Eukaryota, Metazoa, Arthropoda, Insecta, Diptera, Drosophilidae. The coding region runs from base 1149 to 2264 and encodes 371 amino acids.